GAGGCCUGGCUUCCCUGCCCUGUGGGAUCGCAGCUGACUUCCCCUGCCUGCGCUUCCGCAUGCCCAGGCGGAGCCCAGACCUGUCGGCAGGCCGGGGCAGCUCCUCCAUUCUGUCCCUGGGGAAGCUGGUGGGUGUCCCCGUCCUCUCCUCAGGCCCAGAGCCGCUCUGUUGGGAAGGGCUCCCAGAUGGGGAAGCUGUAAGGAUGGGUCGGCCUUGCCAUUCACUGUGGAUCCCAUUAGGCUCCAGAGUGAAUGUGCUGCAUCCUCCCUCUCCUUUCCCACCUAAGCGAUCCCAGAAGGUCUUCCUCCUCGCUGAAUCCAGGGACUGAUGCAUCCCCCUUCCCUGCUCCGGUGCCUGACUCCUGCAUCCCAGCAGCCGGUCAAUCCCUGGUGAUCCCGGCUGUUCCCCGCUUCUCCCCUCUGCAGGAUCCUUUCCCCACCGCUGGGAAUGACGGCCUCUCCUGCCCCUCGACUCUCGGCCUUGCUCACUGCAGGAGAGGGUUCACGCUGGCAGUCGGCAGCUGAGCAGCGCGCUGCCCGCUAUGGCCGGCUGGUUUAGGCGACUCCUGCACAAACCCAAGCCCAGGUCGGUGGAGAGCAGCCUUGAUUCCAGCCGCUCUUCUUCAUCCUCACCUUCCUCAUCCUCUGACCGCUCCGGCUACUCUCCCAGCACGAGCCUGGUCAGUUCCGUCCGCCUGUCACCCAUCUUGGUGUCGGACAUCAAUGCCUCAGACAGCGCCCGGUGGGCCAAGAGCUACGACGUCUGCAUCUGUCACAGCGAGGUGGACCUGGAGCUGGUGGAGGAGCUGGUGUCCUACCUGGAGGGUCAACCCGAAAGCUUCCGUUGCUUCCUUCAGCUGCGGGACGCGGCGCCGGGAAGCGCGAUGAUGACGGAACUGUGCAAUGCCGUACAAAACAGUCACUGCUGGGUCAUGCUCAUCACCCCUGGCUUCCUCCAGGACCCUUGGUGCAAGUACCAGAUGCACCAGGCAUUGGCCGAAGCUCCGCUGGCCAAUGGGCGCACCAUCCCGGUGUUGAAGGAUGUGGAUCGGAAGGAUUAUCCCAAGGAGCUGCGAAACCUUUACUACAUCUACAUGGCGCUGAAGGAGAACAGCUUCAGGCAAAUCAGGGACACAAUCAUGCACUACCUCCAGGAGCUGUGCCGGAGCUCUGCGAGCAGGAUGGAGUAGAGCCGGGAGGGAGCGAGGCAUCUUGUGGACGUUUCGGAGCUGCCACCUCUGGAUCUGGAUGCGGCCGUGUCCUGACAGCCCUCAUGGGUGAAGCAGAGCUGCUCGGGCCGCGCCUGGGAACCGAAGAUGGGGAGAUCCCUGUGGCGGCGUGGGGGACAGCACCGCGGAGCCUGCCACGUCCUGACAACACUUCCAGCAUCCCAAAAGCCAAACCCCCCUCGCCGGGGCUGCUGCUCAUCGUGCAAACACUAAGCUCCCACGUCGGGUGGGUCUGGGGGUCUUCGGAGCUGUUUUACGGCAGCGUAACACCAGGGUGAGGGCUGGUCCCGGGGCGCUCAGACCCCACCCAGGACCCCUGGUAAGCUGACAUGGUGCCUGCCCCACGGGCAGGAAAAGGAGGGGCGAGCAGUGACUUUGUUAGGACUAUGAAAAUGCAGAAGUUAUAAAAUUUUUUUGUUGUUUUAA
Molecule: messenger RNA, 1655 nt
Organism: Phalacrocorax carbo (great cormorant)
Lineage: Eukaryota; Metazoa; Chordata; Aves; Suliformes; Phalacrocoracidae
Source: RefSeq, a predicted model, not a curated record